AGAAUUCUCUCGCCUCUAAAAAAAAAUGUAGAUAUUAAAAAUUUCUAAUAUCUAUGUGACAAUGAUUAAAUGGAAACUAGUUAAGUUUAUCAAGAGUAAAAAUUUGGAUAGCGAUCUCCACAAAAACACUAAAUUGAAAAGCAAAUAAAUCAAAUUUCCUUUCAAGAGGAAGAAAUUCAAAAAUUAGUUGAAAUCAUCCCUAAAACAUAAAUUUGUUAUGAAAAGGUAGUGCUCACUGAUUCAUAUGCUGUUAUACUGACUUUUCAUUCUUUUACGAUAAAAUUUGGAAAUUUCAUAAGAAAUUUGAAUUUUGAAGAAACAACUCAAUUAAUGCAUCUAGAAUCUAUUGAUAUAAUCACAAAAUACAUUUGUGAAAAUCUUUAGUUGAAUCAAAAUGAAAACAUAAAUAUAAACAUUGGUUAACAUCAAGAUCAAUUUUAAAAAUUUUCAAUUCCAUCUACUCCUAUUACAGUAUCUUUGGAAGAUCUGGGUAUCAUCGAAAUUCAAUAUCCAAGAUUAUAAGCUUACUUUUAGGAUUCAGGAUAAUGUGAAAACAUCUAUUUAACAAAUACAGAUGUUUUGCAUUUAAUAGGAAAUAAAUUUAGCACAAUUUAAUAAUAUGAUCAAUUUUGGAAAAUAGAGAACUUACAUUAGAUAAUUUUAUAAUUUGAGGAUUAAAGAAAUAGGGAUUGA
Molecule: messenger RNA, 693 nt
Organism: Paramecium tetraurelia
Lineage: Eukaryota; Ciliophora; Oligohymenophorea; Peniculida; Parameciidae
Exons: 2
Source: RefSeq, a predicted model, not a curated record